Cornus florida is the source of this 1526-nucleotide messenger RNA. RefSeq names its product ankyrin repeat-containing protein BDA1-like. Gene Ontology annotation, cellular component: plasma membrane. The coding region runs from base 189 to 1340 and encodes 383 amino acids. The record is from RefSeq and is a predicted model, not a curated record. The transcript has 2 exons. Gene Ontology annotation, molecular function: protein phosphatase regulator activity; protein phosphatase 1 binding. Lineage: Eukaryota; Viridiplantae; Streptophyta; Magnoliopsida; Cornales; Cornaceae.
ACACAAACAUUGUACCGGGUGGGUCUCUUGGUUGAAAAGAAUGCAUUAAAGUGAGUUGCAAAGAAAAUAAAAGAUAAAUUAAUAAACAGUAAAAGUAGAAUUUGGAACAGAAAGCAAGCUAAUAGUAUAUAGUUGCUGUUCGUAGUAUUGAGUUGCGUUUGCUGUUUUUGAGACACGUUUUUUAAACAAUGGGAGAAAUGUCUUUCCGGCCGAUGUCCAGCUUUGAGGUCAUGCUAUCUCAGUGGAAACCUCAUCUUUCGUUAUGUCAAGCCAAAGAUAGUGUCAUUACGUUGCAUGAAGAUUUACAUGUGGCCUGCCGGGAGGAGCAACCGGAGACUGUGAAAGCUUUAAUACAUAGUUACGGUACCAAACAGUGUUUUUCCAGGGACAAAUUUGGAGGAACACCACUUCACAUCGCGGCAAUGAGAGGCAGAAUAGACGUGAUGAAGGAAUUGUUGGAUGCUUGCCCUGAAUCCGUGAAAGAGGUGAAUGCAACGGGGAAGACGUGCCUUCAUACUGCCGUCAUGUAUAAGAAGGGGAAGGUCGUCCGCUACCUGCUGAAAUGGCUAUGGAAAAGAAGUACCGAGUAUGCGCAUCUAGUUAAUGUAAAAGAUCAAGGUGGAAAUACGGUUUUGCACUUUGCUACUUCAAGAAAACAACUCCAGACUCUAAAGGUAUUGCUCGCUUAUGAUCCAAACAUUAGCAAUUUAGUGGAGGUGAACGCAUUGAACUCUAGCGGUUUCACUGCACUGGACAUCCUAGAUGUUCUGCCAGAUGGUGGGAAGCUAGAUAUGGAAAUUGACAAGAUCCUUCGGCGAGCUGGAGCUUUGAAAGCCAGAGAUGUUGUCAUUUGUGGCACCAAGCAUGAUGCUGUCUACGAUUGUAGAGGAAGGUCUCACCAGGCGUGUCAUAAGGCAGUGAUGACCAUCUCCUCCAAAUCAAGAAAAGAUUAUGCACGUACUGUGUUAUUAGCGAUGGCCACACUGGUCACAACAAUAACCUUCCUUGCAGUCCUUUGUCCCCCUUUUGGUACUCUCAAACAGGGUUACCCAGGCACCCUCCAACUGAAGAAACAACAUUCAAUUAUAACCCGGUCAUUCAUAUUGUUCAACACCGUCGGGUUUGUUGCAUCACUAGCCAUUCUUAUAUUCCUCCUGUAUGAAUUCCCACUGAAACCAUGGCCGCAAAUAUCAGUUUCUUCACUGUUUGGAUCAUAUGCGUGUUUGAUAAUGGCAAUAUCUGCAGGUGAAGCAUUACUUCUGCUCGCGCUAGCAAUUCCGGUUUUAUUGUUGGCUGCUACAGGGAGAUUAAAUGGCUUUGCACGACAGAGCUCUUAUUGAAGUUAUAUCUUUGAACCUCUUAAAUGUUUAAUCAUGUACCUCAAUUAUAUUGCAUAAAGUAGAAUUCAUGGAGUCACAUAAGAUUCAAUAUCUGUCUUGUUUGUUUGUCCAAAUAUUUAAAAUUGAAACUACUGCAAAAUAAUAGUGGUAAGGUGUUGUAAUAAAAGAUGUGGAUGUUGUGGUGCA